This is a messenger RNA of Xenia sp. Carnegie-2017, 684 nucleotides long. RefSeq lists its product as uncharacterized. Gene Ontology annotation, molecular function: structural constituent of ribosome. Bases 15 to 587 code for a protein of 190 amino acids. Lineage: Eukaryota; Metazoa; Cnidaria; Anthozoa; Malacalcyonacea; Xeniidae. The transcript has 6 exons. The record is from RefSeq and is a predicted model, not a curated record. Gene Ontology annotation, biological process: translation. Gene Ontology annotation, cellular component: ribosome.
GUGGCAUCAACAAAAUGUCACUUUCUUAUGUUUUCAAACGUUUUUUUCCUCAAAAUGUUAUUCAAAAGAAACUGUUUGUUUGUAAAAUUUUGUGUACAAAUGCUUUGUCAAAUAAAGUGAAGUUUAUUGGUGGCUUUGAAGAUAUAGAAGAGCUGCAAAAUGCAGACGAAAAUGUUCGUAGAAUUUUUAGUUUUGAAAAUGCAUCUCAGCAAGCCAAGAGAAAAGUUUGGAACAAGCAGUUGAUGAAAAGUUGCAUCACAGCAAAAGAAAAUCAAAUUGCAGUGCAAACAGUUUCUAUUAAAAAUUUGGAGAAGCAUUUGGAGAUGAUGAAAAAUAAGGACAAGCAUAAUAAAGUGUAUCUGCAAUGGCUGAAAGAUCAACGAAUGAAGAAAUUAAAGAGUAUUAAGAAUUCAAAUUUUGAACGCUAUGUAAAACUGAUCAAAGAUCUAGACAUUAAACCAUUAGAGAGCACUCAUAGUAAAUAUGCCAAGUAUAAAUUUCGUCGUUUCAAGAUUGGUGUUGAGAUUAAGAAGAAAAAGUCGCUUGCUGUUAGGAAGACACCUUCGUUGCAAAAGAAAACUUAUUAAUGUUUACAGAGAAAUGUUCAUAACCGUAUUGUUUGUUGACCAGAAAAAUAUCAGGUCCUGUUUUAUCAAUAACCAUAAUGUUAGUGUACCUGAGAAA